Messenger RNA from Gamsiella multidivaricata, 2493 nucleotides. RefSeq lists its product as uncharacterized. The transcript has a single exon. The record is from RefSeq and is a predicted model, not a curated record. The coding region runs from base 414 to 2324 and encodes 636 amino acids. Lineage: Eukaryota; Fungi; Mortierellomycota; Mortierellomycetes; Mortierellales; Mortierellaceae.
AAGAGCAAAGUGCGAAUGAACGGAUAGGCUGUCCCAUCGCUUACCUUUUCGCUUUCUCGCUCUCUUUCGCUCUUUCUCUCACUUCCCCUCCCCUCAUCCCUCCUUGACUUUCCUCCGCAACAAAGUCUCGACGCUCAUCCCCUUCCAUGGCCCUUUCACCCGCCCCUCUUGACGCGCUCCAUCUCAACCCGUGAUCAUCUCUUUUCGCACCUCCUCUUUCUGUAUGUCAUGACCCCAUGGGGCACAUUCUGUCCUGUCGACCCUUCCUCACCCUGACCUCUCUCACUCGCCUCACACUCAGCUGUCCUCAAUUGUGUCCUAUAUAAUCUCACAUAAUACAUACACGCACAUACCUCUGCUCUGUCCCUUAAACCUCUGCCCCUUAGAGCAAGUCCUCCACUAAAAGUCCGUCCAUGGCGCGCCAGAACCGCCAGCGGACGCCGCUGCAGCAGCUGGGUGGUGCCGCCACCAAUCCGAACAUAGCAGCCGGGACUAGGAACCCCUCCUCCCAAAUACCCAUCAGCACUUCCUCCUCGUAUACCUCCUCCUCAGCUCCCUCAACCUCCACCCCUCCUGUCUCCAAAGACCGGCUUACGAAACCAAAGGGCACUGGCUUUUUUGGCGGUAGGAGCAGCAGCACCAGCAAUCCCAAUGGCACUAAGAGACCGGUCAGUAAACAGGAGAGCAGCAUCGCCAUAAGCCCUUCCAGUAACAGCGACAAUGUCAAUAAGGGCAGUGGCAGCGGACAUAUGCUGCUGCCCCUCAUACCCACCCUAGAUGACAUUGAGCUCUCCCUGCCCUUUCUGAGCGAGUCCGUAUCCUCUACCAGUGCGUCAGCCAGUGCCCCUUCUACGCUUUCCUCGUUCCCUCUCUCUGCAGCCGCGCCCGGUCCUUCUCUUUCUUAUUCUCGGCCGCCACAUUCUAGCCCUACAUAUUCCUCCCUGUCUCCUUCCAGCGGCCAGUUCUUCACCUCUCAGUCUUCAAGAGUCCAAGACCUUUUGAGUCCCACUCCUACCUCUGCUGUUCGCUCGCAUCCUGAUCCCCCUGCUAGCAGCAGCAGUGCCCAAAGUAAUUAUAGCAGCAGCAUUUACAGCGCCAGCAACGUUGGCCGACAGCCUAUUAUGCGCUCCAGAACCACAACAAUCGAUGCCUCAGGAACCAUUCAGCAGGACAGCCCCGUUGACCUCGCGAGACUCGAGGUCAGCGACUAUAUCCUUCGCAACGAUGGUGAUCUUGAAACAUCAAAGUCCUCGGUAAAGAGUUCAGACCAUGGUCGCACUGAGGACAGUACUGACACGGGGCAGAGCAGGGCACGAGAGCAUAUUGGAACACCGACAGGCGACAAUCUUCUCCAUCCCCCGAGGUUCGUCAUCCGGCAACCCUCGGUGUCCGCCCUUGCAGGAGCCUCAAGGGCAACCUCACCCUCGCCAUCCAAGGCGUCUUCUAUCCUCUCGGACAAAGGCAGCCUGCAUUCUUCGCAUCAUUCCCAGUCUAUACACCAGCUCCAGCUUCAACCGCAGCAACAGCAGCAGCGUCCGUUAUUACGGACUUCUGGUGAUGCCCCUGUGCAGCAACGGAAAAUAUCCAGUGCAUCUCAACCUGAAACAGGUGGUACAGGUCCUGCAGCAAUUAUUGCACAUUCGAAGGAAAUACUUCCACCGCCGGCAGCUGCAAAACAAUCACAAUCAACGGCACCGUCUACCACUGUCAUACCCAAAAGGACAACUGCCCCCAAGAACAAACCAGAAUCCAAUCAGGAGGCACAAAGCCCUAACUUUCGCUCGCGAUUGACGCGCCUGUUCCGACCAAGCUCUAGACCAGAGGGACAUCCAAGUUCAGUUCAGCGUCCCCGCGACUCUCAGAGGCUGGCCAAGCAGGCAGCCACUCUUCCUGCAUCCCGACUAUUGCAACCAACAUCGCGACAAUCACAAGUACAAGCACAAGUACGAGCACAGCCACAACUGCAGGGACAGGGACAGGGUCCAGAACAAGGACAGGGACAGGGACAGGGACAGGGACAGGGACACGAACAGGUACGACGGCAACCACCGUUGCAGAUAAACACACAAGGACGGAACGAUCCAGAAAGCCAGGCGCCGACAAUAACACCGACAGCAAUUCAACAAAAGCAGAAACGGUUAGAUUCAGAACCAUCAGCAGCAGUACCUGCGCUAUUGACGCCAUCGGCCUUGACGCCAGCAUUACAUCCAUUGCCACCAAAACGUCUGUCCAGCUUGGAAAAAAUUCCCUCUGUGAUUGCUGCUAGUGAGGCCAAGGAGCACGGUUCAACGCAAGGGGUUGUAAGGCAAGUGUUAAAGUUAUAGUUGUUGAGAUUUGUGCCUUUUUAUCUGGAGAGAUAUGUGGCAUCGAAGAUGGUAGUGCCGUUGCUCUUUCCUUCAUGAGCUUUUGCUCUGGAGUGACUACAUUUGGUGGGCUUGCUGUGUUGGAAAUAUAUAUAGAAUCAAGUCGCGUGUGUGCGGUCCGAGGAGCGAA